Messenger RNA from Acipenser ruthenus (sterlet), 627 nucleotides. Its product is annotated as major histocompatibility complex class I-related gene protein-like. Gene Ontology annotation, biological process: immune response. The coding region runs from base 1 to 627 and encodes 208 amino acids. The record is from RefSeq and is a predicted model, not a curated record. The transcript has 4 exons. Gene Ontology annotation, cellular component: external side of plasma membrane. Lineage: Eukaryota; Metazoa; Chordata; Actinopteri; Acipenseriformes; Acipenseridae.
AUGGGUUACUGUGAGCUGCAUGAUAACGGGACCAAGCAGGCAUAUUUGUCUCACGCGUAUGAUGGAAAGGAUUUUAUUAGUUUUGAUGUGGAGACCCUGACCUGGACUGCUGCUGUGCCGCAGGCUGUCUUCUAUAAACAGAAGAUGGAAGCUGACACAGCAUUGCAACAGAUCAUUUUCAAGUAUUAUCAACAGGAGUGUUUCCAGUUGCUGGAGUGGUGCCUCCAGUAUGGGAUGGAGACCCUGCAGAGGAAAGUCUGUCCUGCAGUGACUCUGAUACAGAGGAAAGCGCGGGAAUCUGCAGGAACGGACGUCAUUUGCCACGUGACGGGGUUCUACCCCCGAGAGGUUGAGGUGAACUGGAUCAGAGACGGUGAGGCUCUGCUGGAGGAGGGGGUGUGGAGUGGAGAGGUGCUACCCAACGGGGACACAACCUACCAGCUGAGAAAGACCCUGACAGUGAGUCCUGAGGACCAGAAGAAACACAGCUACUCCUGCCAGGUGAACCACGCCAGUCUGGAUGAGAAGAUGGAUGUGAGAGAGAGAGAGAGAGAGAGAGAGAGAGAGAGAGAGAGAGAGAGAGAGACAGAUCGACAGAAGAUCAUUGUGCGGAUGUUCAAGAGAUAG